Messenger RNA from Pomacea canaliculata, 1687 nucleotides. RefSeq names its product 3-oxo-5-alpha-steroid 4-dehydrogenase 1-like. Gene Ontology annotation, cellular component: membrane. Gene Ontology annotation, molecular function: 3-oxo-5-alpha-steroid 4-dehydrogenase activity. The record is from RefSeq and is a predicted model, not a curated record. NCBI's taxonomy places the organism in Eukaryota, Metazoa, Mollusca, Gastropoda, Architaenioglossa, Ampullariidae. Bases 100 to 885 code for a protein of 261 amino acids. Gene Ontology annotation, biological process: steroid biosynthetic process. The transcript is spliced from 5 exons.
ACUUGACCGCGGUACUAUAGCAUCUGUAGCGGUGCAUUCCGUGUCAAAUUGCGGUCUGUACUUGCAGUUAAUGUAGAAACAAGCGAGAUUCAUAAAGGCAUGAUGUUUGGCUACUUGCAGAAUGCGUGGCAGGAUGAAGCUAGAUUCAUGAAUCUUCUGAGUUAUACAUUCAUAGUUCUAUCUGUUUUUGUCGUCUGUAUUCUUGGAUAUGUUAGUGCCCCUUAUGGGCGUUAUUCGCGGCCAGGAUGGGGUCCACUCAUUCCAGUCAGGCUAGCAUGGUUUCUUCAAGAGCUUCCAUCGCUUCUGAUGCCAUUGUAUAUACUAUGCUUUACCGAGUGUCCAAGAGCUGGUGAAUGGAAGAACAAAGUAGCUUUAGGAUUGUUUAUUUUCCAUUAUAUUCAGAGAACCUUUAUAUUUCCAUUCCUUAUUAGAGGUGGAAAACCAACUUCAUUGGCAGCAUUUGUGUCGGCUGUUAUGUUUUGUGUUGCAAAUGGAUACCUGCAAGGAGGUUAUCUGCUCAAAUUUGCAGAUUUUCAGAAUGUUUGUGAUGCACAGUUUUAUGCAGGUUUGUUGUUAUUUCUUUCUGGGUUUGCAAUCAACAUUCAUUCUGAUCACAUCCUACGAAACUUGCGUAGAGGUAGUGAAACCGAGUACAAGAUCCCUCAUGGUGGAAUGUUUGAAUAUGUGUCUGGAGCAAAUUUCUUUGGAGAGAUUUUAGAAUGGUUUGGAUUUGCAAUAAUGAAUAAUACCCUACCUGCCUUUGCCUUUUUUGUCUUCACUUUGUGCAACACUGGACAACGUGCUUGUCAUCAUCACCGGUGGUAUCAAAAGAAGUUUGAAGACUAUCCUAAAAAGAGGAAAGCACUGAUACCAUUCUUGCUAUAAAGAGGGCAUUGGCUGGUUCUGUGGUGCACAGUCGUUUCUGAAAACAAGAAAUUGAUGUAAAUAUACAUGUAGCAUGUGAAUGGGUACAGAGUAAAAUAUUUUUUUAUACUUUUAUUUUCUGUACUGUGAUACCUCAGUUGUUAAAUAGAUAGGGACAUAAAUAUGUUUGUCUUUGUUAUUAUUGAAGAAUGUAGUAGAUGUAUUUAUGUUUUGAUCUGUAUUGUUAAUUUAACUUUUUGUUGACUGGGGACAAGUGGUAUGUGACAGCAGUGGACAACAUGAUUUGAAAUUGUGUUAUUUAAACUAUGGGGUACGGGAGGGGGAAUUGGUGUUUUGUGGCAAAUCGUCAGCUAAAGCUAUAUCACAGCAAAGCAGCCAGCUUGGUAAACAGAUGCCACAUGCAGAGAAAGAACAGUAUGUCUGAGACAAGAUCUGAACCCAGGACAGCUAAUCCUCACUGUACAAGUGACAGGCGAUAACCCUUAUGCAAUCGGACUGCCCCAUUUAAACCACUGAUGUAUACCUCGGACAUAAAGUGCAGUGGUGUCACAAAGAAGCUGUUGACUAUUUAUCAUCAUCAGUCAUUCAUAAUAUUUUAUUAAAGCAAGAAACCAACUAUAAAAAGCCCACUUUUUUGGUCAGUGUUGAAAUAUGAUCAACAUUCAUUUGAAUAGUUCCCUCCAGUCACCAUUCAGUCACCAAUAAGUCGAGCAUCAGAUGAGUUUUCCCCUUUCCUGGGUCAAUAGUGGUUAUGAUUGUUUUGUAGAAUUUGAAAAUGAAAUUAAACAAAGUUAGAUUUGAA